Molecule: messenger RNA, 1623 nt
Organism: Tripterygium wilfordii
Lineage: Eukaryota; Viridiplantae; Streptophyta; Magnoliopsida; Celastrales; Celastraceae
Product: phosphatidylglycerophosphate phosphatase PTPMT1-like
Exons: 6
Coding region: 435-1433 (332 amino acids)
Biological process (GO): protein dephosphorylation
Molecular function (GO): protein tyrosine/serine/threonine phosphatase activity; phosphatidylinositol-4,5-bisphosphate 5-phosphatase activity
Source: RefSeq, a predicted model, not a curated record
ACUGUUAUUUAGUUAUUUGCAUUCAGGGCUCCCUCUCUUUCAGUAUUCGAGAGUUUGUUGAGCAAAAAUUGGAGGAGUCUCUCAUCUGAAGGCAACUCGAAUUCUAGGGUUAGGGUUUUAAAUUAUUCUCUUUCAUCUCCAAAUCCAAAUCCCGGAAGCGAUUCAUUACUAAUCCCUGUUCCUCUCAUCGCAUCCGCCUCUUUGACCGACUUUUUUGUUUUUCAAAACAUAAUCCUGAUUUUCCAUAUGAAUCAGUUUCGAAAUUUAUUACGUGUUUUUCUUGUAAUUAAUCGUAGGUUUUCUUUGUCGAUUUCGCGGGUGACUUAGGGUUUAUGUGAUUGGGAUGUAAAAAUUUGUUUCUUUUUUUUGUAUAUGGUUGGGUGAUCGCUUGCAAUUGGGUUUUUCUUUUUUGACUUCUGUCUUAAGUUGGGGCUAUGUAUAUUGAGGAAUUGAAAGGGGAGAGUGAUUGGGGGGAAGGUCAAACUUCUUCUCAUAAGGACGAGAGCUUUAACAGCAGAAGCAUCAUUCCCUCCGGUACAAAAAGGGUUUUGAUUGGAGGAGGCGCUCGUGCUCUGUUUUACCCCACUCUCCUUUACAAUGUUGUUAGGAAUAAGAUGCAGGCUGAGUUCCGUUGGUGGGAUAGAGUCCAUGAGUUUGUAUUGUUGGGCGCUGUUCCAUUCCCUACUGAUGUUCCUCGCCUUAAGGAACUCGGUGUUCACGGAGUUAUCACACUGAAUGAGCCUUACGAAACAUUGGUUCCGACAUCGCUAUAUCGUGCUUAUGACAUUGACCACUUGGUGAUCCCUACAAGAGAUUACUGCUUUGCACCAUCCCUGAGUGAUAUAUGCAAAGCUGUUGAUUUUAUUCACAAAAAUGAAUCAUCUGGGCAAUUGACUUACGUCCAUUGUAAAGCUGGUCGGGGGCGCAGUACAACUAUUGUCCUCUGUUAUCUGGUCCAACACCAGCAAAUGACUCCUGAGGGUGCAUAUCAGUAUGUGAGGUCAAUACGGCCGAGGGUGCUUUUGGCAUCAUCCCAGUGGCAGGCUGUUCAGGAAUAUUACCAUCUUAAGGUGAAGAUUGGCGGUCUGCACGACACAAUAUCUGAUAUAAUUCUGGAAACUCCACCUGCAGCAUCUUCGCAGGAUAUUAUGGCAUUUGAUGAUGGCUCUGUAGUCGUUAUAAGCGAAGCAGAUCUUGAUGGUUAUAACCCGUGUAUGGGGGCAGGUGCCAUGGGAAGCGAGAUAUGGACGGACUUGAGCGCGAUUUACCGUGUUAGAGUUGUUGGUAAGGCAGCCAUUACUGGGAUCUCCUGUCUGUGGCUCCGCUGCGGAACCCACCAAAAGAUUCCCCAAGAGAAACUAGAUAUAGAUACCAGCUGCUCAAUGAGUGCUGAUCGCCUUGGAGGUAUUAGUGUGGACAUCCAUGUAUAUUGAGAAGGCAAAUAGCUACUUGGGAGGCGCUUGACAAGUUUUUCGCUUGCCUUGCUGUUAUCUUUGUAAAAGUUCAAAUAAUGUUGUAGCUGGCAGAACUAAAAGCUCCUUUCGUUCAAUCCAUCGUAAAUGAAGUUGAUUUCUUUCUUGAAUCUCAAUGGAAGAAAUACGAGUCCUCUAGAUGUAUUAAGUA